Molecule: messenger RNA, 1725 nt
Organism: Microcebus murinus (gray mouse lemur)
Lineage: Eukaryota; Metazoa; Chordata; Mammalia; Primates; Cheirogaleidae
Gene: TEKTL1
Product: tektin like 1
Source: RefSeq, a predicted model, not a curated record
CGGGCACUCUCAGUUCACUCGCUCUCCUGACCAGGGGAGAGUCGUGUGUGUGGUUGGAGGGGUCCCCGUCCCCCCGCGUGGAGGUCCCGGGCCAGUCCCGGGCACCAGGCAGGGGCCAUGCCCGUGUUGGCAGCCCCGGCUGAGCAGAGCCAUGACACUCGCAUCGGGGCCCCGGCCUGGCGCGAGGCCACGUGGGCCCAAACGCGGAAGGCGCAGCAGGUGACGGAGCGCUGCGGGCGGGAGGCGGUGGCCAUGUGGCAGCCCGAGGAGAGCGUGGGGGACCCGAACGUGGCGCACCACCUGUGCCGCGCCGCGCACAUCCAGCCCUGGCGCUUCCGCGUGGAGAUGCUGCGCGGCGGCGGCCACGUGGAGAAGCCGCCGCCCGGCGAGGGCGUCACGCUGUGGAAGUGCAAGAUGAAGCCGCCCGCCUGGCACGCCCGCCUGCCGCUGCCCCUGCACCGCGACGCGCGCGCCCAGCAGACGGCCGAGGUGGUGCUCGCGCACGCGCGCGGCGCGCGCCUCGUCGCCGCGCGCCUGGGCCGCGCGCAGCACCAGAUCAACGGGCAGGUGUGGCAGCUGCAGCGCCGGCGCGAGGCCACCGACCGCAGGCUCAGCGAGGUGCGCAAGGGCCUGCUCGUCAACCAGCAGAGCGUGAAGCUGCGGGACUACAGGCCCAAGUCCGAGAAGAUCCCGGACAAAGCUGACAGUAUGCUAACCUGGGAGAAAGAGGAGCUCAAGAACAUGAAACGGAAAAUGGAGGAAGACAUGGAAAAAUCAGAGGCCCUGCUCAAGGCCCUGGCCUCCUGCCGCGACGCUCUGGCCUUGUGCUGCAAGGAGAGGCUGCAAGCCGUGGACCUCAUGAACCAGCCGCUGGACAAGGUCCUAGAGCAGGCCGGCCGCCACUCGUGGGUGAACCUGUCCCGCGCCCCCACGCCUCGCACGCAGGGCCAGAAGACGCCGCCGCCAGACCCCGCGGGCCCCUAUACCCCAGCGUGCGCCGCGGCGCUGAACGAAGCCAGACUGCUGCUGGUCGAGUCCAGGGACACCCUGGCGGACAUGGCCAAGAACGAGGCGGAGGUCCGGGAGCAGCAGACGCAGAUCAGCGACCGCGUGUGCACCUCGCUGGCGCAGAAGAUGCGCGAGACCUCCGAGCUGAAGGAAAGACUGAACAUAAGCGUGGGGCUGAUGAGGGGGACGAUCCACCGGUGCACGAAAUUCCAGCAGGAGAUGUACACCACCCGCGGCCUCAUCAAGGGUCCUCUGUCGAAAGCUCACCUAGAGACUCGAGAAAAGUUGGACAGACCCAUGGUUCGCGUGUACCAGAGACACGUGGGCACCCAACUCCCCGAGGCCACGCGCCUAGCUCAGGGCACGGACAAACUGCAGCGCCACAUCUCGCAAGGGGAGAGGAACCUGAACGAGCUGCUCACCAUGCAGAAGAACCUCACCUGGAACUUCAAGUGCAAAAAGAUGGGGUUCGAUGUGGACCACAGCGUGGCGCGCCUGCGCCAGCGCCAGAGCCACCCGCACGUGUGCUACGAGCAGGCGCUGCGCCUGCUCCACGAGCGCGACCAGCGCGCGCAGCGCUGCCGCCCCGCGCGCGCCGCGCCCGCGAGUGACGGCGCGCCCCCCGCCCGGCCUGCCCGGCCCUCGGCCCUCGGGAAGCCGCCUCCCAGCGCAGCAGCGCCCCUAGCCCCGACCCGCCGCCUCGGACUCGCCCUCUAA